Messenger RNA from Hyaloscypha bicolor E, 1990 nucleotides. Its product is annotated as putative NADH-ubiquinone oxidoreductase 49 kDa subunit. Gene Ontology annotation, biological process: mitochondrial electron transport, NADH to ubiquinone. Gene Ontology annotation, molecular function: NADH dehydrogenase (ubiquinone) activity; NAD binding; quinone binding. The coding region runs from base 87 to 1514 and encodes 475 amino acids. The transcript is spliced from 3 exons. The record is from RefSeq and is a predicted model, not a curated record. NCBI's taxonomy places the organism in Eukaryota, Fungi, Ascomycota, Leotiomycetes, Helotiales, Hyaloscyphaceae.
AAGACAUCACUGUCCCUCCUCAAGGUGAAAUACGAAGCCUGAAGUCUGGGAUACAAACACCCAGUUCUUCUUGCCUGUUGAUCGCAAUGGCAGCCUCAAUUACCCGGCUGGCCGGCCGCAAUGCCAAACGACUCUGCUUGCGUCCCGGAUUUUCGAAAGCCUCCACCUCACGAGCUUCAAUUCGAGCUUUCUCUGCUCUCCCCUCUCAAAGAUACGCAGAGCCGUACGAGGGAACGAGGUUAAUUCCUACCGACAAGCACUUCGCACACCCCUCGAACUCCGGCGACCCCCAAUAUAUGAACCUUAAUCCCGAUUCGAAUUUAGAUGGAGAAGCAGUCGAGAACAGGAAGAUCCGUCACUAUACGGUCAAUUUCGGCCCUCAACACCCUGCAGCUCACGGAGUAUUGCGGUUGAUAUUGGAGCUGAAUGGAGAAGAGAUUGUUCGAUCAGAUCCUCAUGUGGGGCUGUUACAUCGUGGGACUGAAAAGUUGAUUGAAUACAAGACAUACCUGCAGGCCCUGCCAUACUUCGAUCGGUUGGAUUACGUCUCUAUGAUGACAAAUGAGCAAUGUUUCUCAUUGGCGGUCGAGAAGCUAUUGAAUAUUGAGAUUCCCGAGCGGGCGAAGUGGAUCAGAACGUUGUUUGGAGAGAUUACCAGAAUCUUGAAUCAUCUCAUGUCCAUUCUAUCUCACGCAAUGGAUGUUGGUGCACUUACUCCUUUCUUAUGGGGCUUUGAGGAACGUGAGAAGCUUAUGGAAUUCUAUGAAAGAGUUUCAGGAGCUCGCCUCCACGCAGCAUAUGUUCGCCCAGGCGGUGUCCACCAAGAUAUUCCCGUCGGUCUGCUUGAUGACAUCUACCAGUGGGCCACCCAGUUUGGAGAUCGUAUCGAUGAAACCGAGGAACUGCUCACUGACAACCGCAUUUGGAUUGGACGAACAAAGGGAAUUGGCGUUGUGUCUGCAGCCGAUGCCCUGAACUAUUCAUUCACGGGUGUCAUGCUUCGAGGUUCAGGUGUGCCAUGGGACGUGAGGAAGAGCCAGCCUUAUGAUGCAUACGGCGAAGUUGAAUUUGACGUUCCUGUCGGCGUGAAUGGUGAUUGUUAUGACCGGUAUUUGUGUCGAAUGGAGGAAUUUCGUCAAUCGCUCCGGAUUAUCCACCAAUGCCUCAAUAAGAUGCCUGCCGGACCCAUCCGAGUAGAGGACUACAAGAUCUCCCCACCUCCCCGUGCGGCGAUGAAGGAGAAUAUGGAGGCCUUGAUCCACCACUUCUUGUUAUUCACCAAAGGAUAUACUGUGCCACCUGGAGAGACAUAUUCAGCAAUUGAAGCACCUAAGGGGGAGAUGGGUGUUUACGUCGUGAGUGAUGGAAGUGAGAGACCAUACCGAUGCAAGAUUAGAGCACCUGGCUUCGCCCAUCUAGGUGGGUUCGAUCAGAUUUCGAGGGGUCAUUUACUGGCGGAUGCAGUGGCGAUUAUCGGGACGAUGGAUUUGGUGUUUGGAGAAGUCGAUCGAUAAAAGCAAAGAGAUGAGCGGAGUUGUCAUUUGUUGUUGUAUAUUGAUUAAGAAACUUCCUUUGUUUGUACAAGUCUACGUCAUUGCUGAGUUAGCAAUGCCAGCACAAACUUUCGAAAAUCACCCCGAGAUGUGAACUUACUGGAUUGCCCCUGUCCAUGUGUCAUAACUGGGCCAUGUCACUGCUGACAAUGGCAGGCUGCUGAAGGUCUGGAGCAAUAGCUACAGCAUCGGCCACGGUAACGGGCUGUGUGAAGUUAAGUGCAGGGGAAGCAGGGUGGUUGAUCUCCUCCGGAGGUUCGGACUUUGAUCUUUGCCAGGUGCGAGGCAUCUUGUCGGGAAUGCUCGUGGGAGAUGAAUAGAGAUCGGGCAUUGUUGGCAUAUUAGCUUCAUGCUGCUGCGGAUACCACUUCAUACCAGCGCCUGGUUGACCAAUUUCCAUUUGACCCUCCCACAAGUGCUCUCGGGGGACAACUCCA